AAACGACAGGCCGUGUUCUGAUGCAACGUGGAGUUGUUUAUUAUUUUUUACCUCCCUGCUUAUGUGGCUGUAGUCCGGCAACGACAUUUUACCUCGAUUGACUUCGGGGUGUUAACAUAUAGGAAGAAAUGGGGAAGCCAAAGAAAAAGAGUGACGCCAGUCGAGCAGAGCUGAUGAUGAUGACCAUUGCUGAUGUCAUCAAACAGCUAGUUGAAGCUCAUGAGGAGGGAAAAGACAUUAACCUCAACAAAGUGAAAACAAAGACCUCAGCUAAAUACGGCCUUGAGGCUCAGCCUCGUUUGGUGGAUAUUAUUGCUGCCGUUCCGCCGCAAUACCGCCAUGCUCUUGUGCCCAAACUGAAGGCCAAACCCAUCCGCACUGCUAGUGGGAUUGCAGUGGUCGCUGUGAUGUGCAAGCCGCAUCGAUGUCCGCACAUCAGCUUUACCGGCAACAUUUGUGUGUACUGUCCUGGUGGGCCUGACUCAGACUUUGAAUACUCCACACAGUCGUAUACUGGAUAUGAGCCAACGUCAAUGAGAGCAAUCAGAGCACGAUAUGACCCCUACCUUCAGACCAGGCAUCGUGUGGAUCAGCUGAAGCAGCUGGGCCACAGCGUGGAUAAGGUGGAAUUCAUCGUAAUGGGCGGGACAUUCAUGGCUCUGUCUGAAGAGUACAGAGAUUACUUCAUUAGGAAUCUUCACGACGCUCUGUCUGGACACACUUCAAACAAUGUGGCGGAGGCUGUCAGGUACUCGGAGCGCAGUAACACAAAGUGUGUGGGAAUCACCAUCGAAACACGGCCUGACUACUGCCUGAAGCGACACCUCAGUGACAUGCUGGGCUAUGGCUGCACACGACUGGAGAUCGGAGUCCAGAGCGUGUAUGAAGACGUGGCCAGAGACACUAACAGGGGCCACACGGUGCGAGCCGUAUGCGAGUCCUUCCACCUGGCAAAAGAUGCCGGCUUCAAAGUGGUGGCCCACAUGAUGCCAGACCUGCCCAACGUCGGCAUAGAGAGAGAUGUGGAGCAGUUUAUUGAGUUUUUUGAAAACCCAGCUUUCAGGCCCGAUGGUUUGAAGCUAUACCCAACUCUGGUGAUCCGGGGAACAGGUCUGUAUGAGCUAUGGAAAACUGGCCGUUACAAGAGCUACACACCCAGCACUCUGGUUGACCUGGUGGCCCGAAUCCUGGCGCUGGUGCCACCCUGGACUCGGGUUUACCGCGUGCAGAGGGACAUCCCCAUGCCAUUGGUGAGCUCCGGGGUGGAACAUGGCAACCUGCGAGAACUGGCUCUAGCCAGGAUGAAGGACAUGGGCACUGAGUGUCGAGAUGUGAGGACCAGAGAAGUGGGCAUUCAGGAAAUCCACCACAAAGUUCGACCCUACCAGGUGGAGCUGGUGCGGCGGGACUACGUGGCCAACGGUUCCUGGGAAACCUUCCUCUCCUACGAGGAUCCGGAGCAGGACAUCCUCAUCGGCCUGCUGCGUCUGCGCCGCUGCUCCCCGCAGUCGUUCCGCCCCGAGCUGAAAGGGGGUGUGUCCAUCGUGCGUGAGCUGCACGUAUACGGCAGCGUGGUCCCCGUCAGCAGCCGGGACCCCAGCAAGUUCCAACAUCAGGGCUUUGGAAUGAUGUUAAUGGAAGAAGCAGAAAGAAUUUCCAGGGAUGAACAUGGCUCCUACAAAUUGGCCGUCAUUUCAGGUGUAGGUACAAGGAACUACUACAAGAAGAUGGGCUAUGAGUUGGAAGGACCUUACAUGGUGAAGCAUCUGGAUUGACCCAGAUUGGACUUAAACCUGGACAUUUCUUUUUGUUUGCAGGACACAAGAGUAUUUUUAUUUUAUUGCAUCAUGAUUCUCCCGUGUUUUUUUUGUUUUUGUUUUUUAAACGAGAACUCUGCUGGGGCUUUCCAUCUGUUGAGAAUGAGACAGGCCUCCCAAACUCAAACUUAGUCCAAUGGACCCCUUUUUUAGUCGAAAACCUGUCUACGUCGACCAGCUCAUCAAGUCUCGUUCUUAUAAUUACUAAAAAAGUGUCCGCUUAAGUUAAUGUUGGCAUAAUAUUUGAGACCCAAAGCAGUCAUUUGUAUGAAAAAUCAGCCCGUUUAUGUGGAUGUGUUGUAGCAACAAGCUGCUGUAGUUUGAAAAAUCCUUUAUUAUCGCCCAUUCACCUUAUAUCUUGGCCAAAGGCACAAGUAAAUUCUCCAACAAUGGCUAGUUUCGUUUAUGUCAACAUAGACUUAAACGGGUUUCACUGUGUACAGUUAGUAUACAUUGAAUACAGACUAGGUUUUAAUGGGAAAAUAUGGACAAAUGACUUCAAAAAACAUUAAAUUAUACCAAAAGUGGUUAUUAGUGCUAAGCAGGAGGGAUUACCUGGCAUUUGUUAUGUAAUGGUACAAUUUAUAGGACAAGAAAUUGGAUUAUUAUUGGAUUAUUAUUAAAUCCAAUUUCUUGUAUGUUUGUCAUGCGUAUUGGUAUAAAAGUGUUUUUAUUUCUGAAGAAUAAAGUAUCUGUUUGGGCUAUAGUGACCUGAUGCGUUUGUAGACAUGUGGAAACAGCAAAAACAAAGUUCAUUCACCUCUAGAUAAUUUCUUCCACCCCAAUGUCAAGAUGUCAGCCCCUGCAGGGAACCCCUACCGAUUGCCCCAUCAGUGUGUUUUAGUGGCGCAUAUGACACAGACUGUGCAAUUACAACUCCAUCAGUUUUCUGUCUAUCGAACAUUGAGCGAGUGCUGUGUCGAGUCACAUUUCCCGGUAAGGCUUUGUCAUGUGAGAAAUAAAGCGCAAUAAAGCACAAAUUCCUCAGACAUCGACCUACUACAGUACAGGUCCUGAGUGAAGGUGGCGGGAUGGGGGUGGUUAUGCUUGACUGAAGCAGAACAGCCAAUGCGUAAUUUCCUGCAAGCGCCGCCCGCGUCGUGACUGCUGUUGCAGUCCUGACGCAUCGCGGUAUCGGCCGCAUUCGCGCUUGCUGGCGAUCAGUUGUGAUAUCUGAAAAGGACUUUCCGUCCUACCCCUUCCGGACUUGCUGAGGCUGUGAAUUCAGUGGCACUUUGGUUUAAUCUUCACUGCAACAUGAGCAAAAGACGAGUCUUGUUUCUGUGCUUUGAGAGGUGGGGUAAUAAGGACCCUGAUUCAACACAGCAGGGGGCCAUUUUGAUAUUAAUUAUUAACUAAUCCAAACAUAGAUAUGCUAAUAAGUUAUGUAACUUUUUUUUUUUUUUUUUUAGAGUUGUAGGCGACAAAGCUAAUUUGUUAAGGUGUCACGAGACACCCAACUCACAACACGAUACACAAGAUCGGGUCGACGAGACGAGUUUUUAACAUAAAUUUUAAGAAAAGUACAGUGAAGAAAUAUGACUGAACUCACUUUUUUAUUUAACCGCUUCACAAAACAAUGCAGGGAAAUUUUUAUAUGUUUAUUGCCAAACGAUACUGUCACAUUUUUUUGAGAAAAUCACAAAUAUGACAAUAUGUAAUUAUAAAUAAUAAUAAUAAUGCAAUAUUUCCUUAAAUAUGUCAUCUUUCACUCUGUAAAGUUGUGGAAUUGCCAUUUGUGACAUAUAACAUGUAACACAGGCAAUUCUUACUGUCUGUCAAACGUUUGCAGCAUUUCUUGAAAUGCUGGAUCUUCAACUGUAUUAAAGAGCAGCAUUUCUUUUGU
Molecule: messenger RNA, 3663 nt
Organism: Dunckerocampus dactyliophorus (ringed pipefish)
Lineage: Eukaryota; Metazoa; Chordata; Actinopteri; Syngnathiformes; Syngnathidae
Gene: elp3
Product: elongator acetyltransferase complex subunit 3
Exons: 15
Coding region: 129-1775 (548 amino acids)
Biological process (GO): tRNA wobble base 5-methoxycarbonylmethyl-2-thiouridinylation
Cellular component (GO): elongator holoenzyme complex; nucleus; cytoplasm
Molecular function (GO): iron-sulfur cluster binding; acyltransferase activity, transferring groups other than amino-acyl groups
Source: RefSeq, a predicted model, not a curated record